This is a messenger RNA of Penicillium canariense, 2022 nucleotides long. Its product is annotated as putative C6 transcription factor. Gene Ontology annotation, molecular function: zinc ion binding; DNA-binding transcription factor activity, RNA polymerase II-specific; DNA binding. The transcript is spliced from 6 exons. Bases 1 to 2022 code for a protein of 673 amino acids. Lineage: Eukaryota; Fungi; Ascomycota; Eurotiomycetes; Eurotiales; Aspergillaceae. Gene Ontology annotation, biological process: regulation of DNA-templated transcription; DNA-templated transcription. The record is from RefSeq and is a predicted model, not a curated record.
AUGGCAAAGGAUUCCCAAGCAGCCGGACAGGAUUUCGUUGCUCGGAAGUCACAGCCGCAUGCUGUGAGACACUUUGGGGCACAGAAGAUGAGCCAUCACGAUCAUACGAAGCAGUUCCCGGCGCUGUUGCCCGGUCCGCCACGCACACUUCCAGCACAGUCUUCGAUGUCCGUGAGUCGGCCAAAGAAGAACUCGACAGCUUGCCUAGCAUGCAAAGCCGCAAAGAGGAAGUGCUCUGGACCACCAUCCCCUUGCAAGGCCUGUUUGAGCGAUGAUGCCGAAAGCAAUUGCCACUUCGACCCAAGCCGCGAUUUGAGGCGCAAGGUGGGCGUGAAGCGAACCAUACAAGAGCUCACCGAUUACAAAGAUCUGUUCGAUUCUUUGUUGAGCACCAUUCGAUCAGCGCAGCACGACAAAGUGGUGAAACUAGUGGAACUGAUCAAGAACAAUGGGUCAAUGGGCGAUAUUGCUCUGGCGGUGGGCAGCGACGGAACCAGGUUCACGGAGCCUAAGUUCCUAACAGCCAUGGGCCAUCAGACCAUAGCAGAGGACGUGGACCAGCAUAUUGACUCGCUUAUUGAGACCUUUAAUCCACCUUUCCAUCGGGACUCGGCACCGAAUCAAGGAUCGACUUCGCCGGAAGAGCAUCCUAUGGAAUUACCACGAGCCGCAUUCGAUCCAUACGCUCGGGUCACUCUAGAAAAUCUCUGCUAUAGCCCCCUCUUCACGGUGCCUGCCAAACCCUGGACUGAAGUGACUGAUGACAAUGACCUUGUGUCGCAUCUAGUCUCACUGUACUUUACGUGGGACCACCCGUGCGCGCAGUUUGUGGAUCAAGGCAUCUUCCUGGAACAUAUGAAGAUGGGCAACCUCAACUCCGAAUUUUGCUCACCACUCUUGGUCAAUAGUCUUUUGUCUAUGGCAAGCGUCUAUUCUGACAGCCCUGGCGUUUUCUCAGACCUUGGAAAUGUAUUUUCCCGGGGGCAGAGUUUCUUCGACGAAGCCGAACGAUUAUUGAAACCCCAGGAGGGGCUUCCAAGUUUGACAAACAUCCAGGCUCUCCUAAUGAUGUGUUGUGUAUUGUCAUAUCAAGGAAAGACCAGUCGAGCAUGGUGGAUCCUGCGAGGGGCCGUUCAGCUGGCACAGGACAUGGACUUGUUUUCCUCUCCUCAGAAGGCGCAUCCGUCUGGGGAGGCCAUGUCGCCUGAGAUGGAACGAGUUCGUGCAAUCACGGCUUGGGGCAUAUUUGGCUUGAACCUUCAGCUAUCCAUGAAGCUCCGCAAAUUUACCAACUUGGCCCGACCUGCCUCCAGGUUAACUGUGGGAGGUAACGAGGACUUCGAGUGGACUCCGUACCCGCGGUCGAACCAAAUAACUUAUGCCACAAAGCCGGCACACCUCCCUCAAGUCAGGCAAGGCCUGGCCGAGCUAACAGAUAUCAUGGUACAUGUUCAAGAGGUCUUGCACGUUGAAGGUCUCCAUGAUAGUUUUCAUGAGUUGAUGACCAAAGCAGAGGGCCCUUAUAAACGGCUACAGAAGUGGCUGAGAACUUGGCCCGAUGCGACUCAAAUUGGAAGAGAGCCGAUUUCACAACUCCUUAUUCUCCGCAUUCAAUGCCUCCAGGCGAUCAUGAACCUUGUCGAAAGGUUGAUCGACCGAGAUCAAGAAGGAGCUAUGUCCCAACAAUUGCAGCGGACUUGGUGUGAACAGGCUGAAGGGAUGGCCGAGUGCCUUCGUAUUCAUCGCCAGUCGUAUGGUCUGAAACACGUUCCCAGUCAGGUUGCCGACGCGGUUCAAACGGCACUUCGGACCCUGGUGCAUCAGCUGGAUGUUACCGGCAACGCGAAACACGCUUUCAUUGAACUCUGUCGUUUUGGCAUCGUUCUUAGUCAGAAAUUUCAACCCACAGCGGAGACCGUCCGCGCCAUUCAGUUGCUGUCUCAACGUGGUGCUGUAAGACUGCCCACCGAAGCCGUCGCGAUCCUGGACGGGUCCGAGCUGAGCAAAGCGCAGGAGUGGUGA